AAUCGAAACCGCCAUUGAAGUACCAUGGGGAGGGGUAAGGUACCAGCGCGUAAGAGGCAAACAUAACAUGGCGGGUGAAGGAAGUUCUGCAACCGCCUCGCGAUCGGAGAAGUUGAAGGGUGUUUUGAAUUGGAUCUGGACCUACUUGUGGGCCAUUUGGUUCUUCUUGGUUGUGUUUCUCAUCUACUUCUUUCGAGCACCGUUGAAGCUCACUGAGAACAUGAACUUGGUGGCAAUGUUCUUGAACACCCUGACCCCCAAAUUCUACGUGGCUCUUACAGGAACAUCUUCACUCAUUUCAGGACUUAUCCUGAUCUUUGAGUGGUGGUACUUCCGCAAGUACGGCACAUCGUUCAUCGAGCAGGUCUCUUUGAAUCACCUGUCACCGUGGCUGGGAGGGUCAGACAACAGCGGGAGUGGAAACACCAACCAGCAGUCACCGCCAGAAUGCAAGACUUGGCGAAAUCCCCUGAAUUUAUUUCGGGGCUCGGAGUACAAUCGCUACACCUGGGUGACAGGCAAGGAUCCACUGACGUAUUACGAUAUGAACCAAUCGGCGCAGGAUCACCAGACGUUGUUCACCUGCGAUUCCGACUCCAAGAGACCUGCUGAUGAAGUUAUGCUUCGUGCAUGGCGGGAGAGGAACCCACAGAAUCGAAUAAAAGCAGCCCAUGAAGCGUUGGAGAAAUCCCCAGAUUGUGCAGCCGCCUUGAUACUCCUUGCUGAGGAGGAAUCCACUACGAUAGCCGAGGCCGAGCGCUUGUUUCGUCAAGCCCUCAAAUCGGCCGACUGCAACUUCAAGCGCAGCCAGGCGCUGCAACACCACAGCCCUACGCAUGAGAAAAUACACAGACGAGAUUUGAACAUCUUGGUGUACAACAAGCGUCGCCUUGCGAUGUGUAUGCGCAAACUUGGCCGCACGAAAGAAGCAGUCAAGAUAAUGCGUGAUUUAAUCAAAGAGUUUCCAGUGGUCAGCAUGUUUCAGAUUCAUGAGAAUCUGAUUGAGGCCCUGCUGGAGAUGCAGUACUACGCAGACGUGCAGGCCUUGCUGGCCAAGUACGACGACAUCAGCCUGCCCAAGUCGGCCACCAUAUGCUACACGGCGGCCUUGCUCAAGGCCAGGGCGGUGUGCGACAAAUUUUCGCCUGAGGUUGCUUCCAAACGAGGACUGACCACAGCUGAAAUGAACGCAGUCGAAGCCAUACACAGAGCAGUGGAGUUCAAUCCUCAUGUACCAAAGUAUCUGCUGGAGAUCAAGAGCUUCACUCCCCCGGAGCACAUCCUGAAGCGGGGCGACAGCGAGGCCAUCGCCUACACCUUCUUCCACCUGCCGCACUGGAAGAGGGUAGAGGGCGCCCUUCAGCUUCUCCACUGCACGUGGGAGGGCACGUUCCGCAUGAUCCCCAGCCCGCUGGAGAAGGGUCAUCUGUUCUACCCCUACCCCAGCUGCACGGAGAGCGUGGACAGGGAGCUCCUACCAUCCUUCCACGAGGUGUCAGUCUACCCAAAGAAAGAACUUCCGUUCUUCAUCCUGUUCACAGCGGGCCUCUGUACGUUCACCGCGCUGCUGGCUCUGCUGACUCACCAGUUUCCUGAGCCAAUGGGAGUCAUUGCCAAAGCAUUCCUGUCUUCUCUGUCUGCUCCCUUCAGCUUCUUACUGGAGAAGAUCGAGAGUAUCGUGCCUGCUAGCCUCUGGCAGCAGCUCACACGCCUUUAGCCAAUCAGCUACCAAAGUGCUUGUCAUGUGAUGUAACAAACAGCCAAUCAGCAGUCUGAAAGCUGGGUCACAUGACAGAUUUCCAAGUGUCAGGUGACGGGAGCCUCAAUUCCCGUUUGCCGGAUUUACAGAUUUAAAUUGUCUUCUAAACGACAUUUAAAAAUCAAAUCGAAUGUUACCUUUUACCGAGGUAUAUUUAUGGUGUUAUCUGUUGUGUUUUUGGUCACAAAAUCUGUACAAAAUCUUACAGUAAACUGUAUGCGAAAUUGUGGCUUUCUGGAUUAGAGUUUUUGCUCGAUAGUGUUUUACUAAAUGACAUUUGCUCUGUUAUUACAGAACUUACGAAAACGAGUGACAUCUUUUUUUCAAUUCGGAACAUCAAGAAAACAUUUGUGGCAACAUGGCAGUUUUUGGUCUUUAUUUAUUAAGGAUUUUUAGGACCUAACAUACUGAAAUAUAGUUUCGAAAAACUGAAGUGCUUGCUGGACUUGGUACAUUUGUACAUCUUGCCCCAUUUAAAAAAAAUACUCAGGAUAAAUUCAGAAACAGGAAUCAAAAGAUUUUGGAUUGGUUUUCAGGCAUGAAUACUUGACAUUAAAACUCCCUUACUAGGAA
Patiria miniata (bat star) is the source of this 2332-nucleotide messenger RNA. Its product is annotated as suppressor of tumorigenicity 7 protein homolog. Gene Ontology annotation, molecular function: protein binding. NCBI's taxonomy places the organism in Eukaryota, Metazoa, Echinodermata, Asteroidea, Valvatida, Asterinidae. The record is from RefSeq and is a predicted model, not a curated record.